GCUAGGGAACAGUGAGCAGCCAGUGAAGCAUCCAGCCUGCCGAACAAGCUUGCUUUUAGGGUCAGGAACUGGUCUGACAAGAGAAUGGCAAUCCUGCCUUUAAACUGUCAUUAGGACUCUGUGGCUGACGAUGAAUCCGCCGCCUCUUCAGGCCUGAAGGCUCAGCACUGAACAGGAGAAUGUGAAGACAUAUUACAGGACAUUGUGAGUGCUACUAAAGAUGUCUGAUAGUGUCGAUAUUGAAGAGAAACCACCAGCCCCCCCCUUGAGAAUGAACAGUAGUUCCCGAGACUCUUCAUCAGUGAAUCACGCCUCUAAACCACUUCCAAUGGCUCCCGAAGAGAAAAACAAGAAAGUCCGCCUGCGCUCCAUCUUCCCCGGGGGAGACAAGACAAACAAGAAGAAGGAGAAGGAACGCCCUGAGAUCUCCCUGCCCUCAGACUUUGAACACACCAUUCACGUUGGCUUUGACGCAGUAACAGGGGAAUUCACAGGUAUACCAGAGCAGUGGGCACGGCUGCUACAGACCUCAAACAUCACCAAGCUGGAGCAGAAGAAGAACCCGCAGGCCGUGCUCGACGUCUUAAAGUUCUACGACUCCAAAGAGACCGUCAACAACCAGAAGUACAUGAGCUUCACGUCCGGAGACAAGUCGGCGCAUGGGUACAUAGCAGCGAAUACUCUGAACCGACUGCUGUCAUCUGGGCCUCCUGUCAGCCUUAGAACCUGCAGCGCAUUAUUUGACAAGGGUGCCAAAACGUCAUCGUCGGAGCCCCCGAUUGCGCCGCCCGUGUCAGAGGAGGAAGAUGAAGAGGAGGAAGAGGAGGAGGAGGAGGAAGAGGACGAGGACGAUGAUGACGAACUACCCCCAGUCAUUGCGCCCCGACCCGAGCACACCAAAUCUAUCUACACACGCUCUGUUAUGGACCCACCAAAGCCUCCCACCCCCGUGAAAGAGGUGCUGACUCCACCGGAGUCGCAGGUUCAGCCGGAGAACACAUCCAACACAAUGUACCGUCACACUGACCGGCAGAGGAAGAAGUCCAAAAUGACAGACGAAGAAAUUCUGGAGAGACUCAGGAGUAUUGUGAGCGUGGGGGAUCCCAAAAAGAAGUACACGCGCUUUGAGAAAAUAGGACAAGGAGCGUCGGGCACCGUGUACACUGCCAUAGACAUUGCGACUGGCCAAGAGGUGGCCAUUAAGCAGAUGAACCUGCAGCAGCAGCCCAAGAAAGAGCUGAUCAUAAAUGAGAUCUUGGUCAUGAGGGAAAACAAAAACUCCAACAUAGUGAACUACCUGGACAGCUACUUGGUGGGAGAUGAGCUAUGGGUAGUGAUGGAGUAUUUGGCUGGUGGCUCAUUGACUGAUGUAGUAACUGAGACCUGCAUGGAUGAGGGCCAGAUUGCAGCAGUCUGCAGAGAGUGUCUUCAAGCCCUGGACUUUCUUCACUCCAACCAGGUGAUCCACAGAGAUAUCAAGAGCGACAAUAUCCUUCUGGGCAUGGAUGGAUCUGUCAAGCUUACCGACUUUGGCUUCUGUGCUCAGAUCACUCCAGAACAGAACAAGCGCAGCACCAUGGUGGGAACGCCCUACUGGAUGGCACCAGAGGUUGUGACUCGAAAGGCCUAUGGGCCCAAAGUGGACAUCUGGUCUCUGGGAAUCAUGGCGAUAGAGAUGGUUGAGGGAGAACCACCCUACCUGAAUGAGAAUCCACUCAGGGCGCUGUACCUGAUAGCUACAAAUGGGACUCCGGAGCUGCAAAACCCAGAGAGGUUGUCAUCCGUGUUCAGAGACUUCCUCAACCGCUGUCUGGAGAUGGACGUGGACCGCAGAGGCUCUGCCAAGGAGCUGCUCCAGCACUCCUUCCUCAAGCUGGCGAAGCCUCUAUCCAGCCUGACGCCUCUGAUUGUAGCUGCGAAGGAAGCCAUAAAGAACAGCAGUCGCUAGGGUGUGCUCCCUAUCCGCACCCGAGGCUGGACCCUUGCCUGUGACGUGUCCGCUCAUGUGGGAUGGGGUUUGGGUGUGUGUGCGCUGCAGGGCGAGGGGGUUUGUGUGACUCACGGUGACGGCACGAGGACAAACGCCCCCCAGGCCUCACAUGUAGGAUGGACACCUGGCCUUGCGAACUCUCGGCCCAUGCUGCUGAAAAAGACCUUGCCUCCUCGUUUACUUCUCCAGCACUCUGUACAUGUAGAGCAGCCUAUCACAAGUAUGUGUAUGCGAGUGUGUGUGUGUGCGUGUGUGUGUGUGUGUGUGCGUGUGUGUGUGUGUGUGUGUGUGUGUGUGUGUGUGUGUGUGUGUGUGUGUGUGUGUGUGUGUGUGUGUGUGUGUGUGUGUGUGUGUGUGCGUUAGUGCACAUCGCGGUGCGUCCUAUGUCCCGUCUAGGAGGCAGUUGCUUCCAAACAAAAAUAAAAAGGGGUUAAAAUAUUGUGCUCAAUUUCAAGAAGAGGCUUCGGGAGUGAGGAGGUGAAACUGACAGGAUUCCUCGCUGCUGAGCUUUAGGCCCGGUCCUAAACCCACCGAGGAGCGCGAUGAGGCCACACCGACACCUGAUGUGAGAGAGGGACUCUGGGCCCAGUGUUUGCCUGCAUGACUAUGACUCUGUAAAGAAACCGAGCUACUGCGCUGCAGAUUGUCACAUCCCAAGGUGGCAUCUUUCCAUGUGUGUGUGUGUGUGUGUGUGUGUGUGUGUAGGGGUGCAGCUACAGGGACUGAGGUCAGUAAUAAUUUCACUUUACCUAUGCCAGCUUUAAACACAAUUAAUCCAUUUUGUAAUAAUACAGAGAUACAGGUCCCACAUUUCAUUCCAGCCUCACCUGCAUUAGUGAUGGUUAGUUGAAGUUAAGUUACUGACGUGCGCUGGCUCUCAGACUCACAUGUGGUCAUUAGAACCCUGCAACGCUUCAAAUUUGUCUCGUCAUUUGUGACCUUUGUUGACGUAGGCACGGGCACAUAAUGAAUUCCAUACCAUGGACAGUAAAGACUUGUCACAACAUUUUACAUUUUAAAGACUGUCUGUUUCAUUAACAAUGUUUAACUUUUAAUCUGCUAAUUAGACAGAACAUGUGAAACAGACGAGUGCAUGGAUCGUGAUUGAACAUCUCAAAUAGGAUCAUCCAUAGAUAUUUAUUAUGCCUUUCUAUGUUGUGUGUCUCUAAUGAUUUGAAGCCGUUUCUCUAACAAAUAAAUGUCUAGAAGGAAGGAAACAAACAGUAAAUCUGAGAUUUAAAGUAUAGUCUUUAUUGUUCCUUGUUUAUGGUGCUGGGACACGGUGGACAGUAUGUAGCCCUAAAUCCACACAUUUCAUUGUUUUUGUCUCUCUUUUCUAUGACAUUAUAAAACAGACGAUCAUGUAGUUAUUUACUUACAGUGAGUUAGAGGUCUAUGGACACGCUUCGCCACAGUUUUAUCCUCAAUCAUCUCUGUAUCCUGUGACAAAAGGAACAAGAUGGAACAUAGAAACAAUAGAUGGAUUGAAGAUAAAUAAUAUUUAUUUAGUCCACAACAAAACAUGUCUGUUUGCAUGUGGUCAUUUGAAUAAAUCUACCAAUUUUUUGUAUUACUAUUAGGAGCUGAAAUAUAAAACACAGACAAAAUAGUUUGUUUCUGUUUUUCUCUGAUUCAAACAGUGAUUUGGCAGAUUAGACCACUAUGCUGUGACCACAGUCUGAAUUGAAUGCCGGCAUUAUCUCGACCCACUGUUCCAGGUGAACGUUCACGUCCGAGUGGUUGUUGUUCAUCUACAGUCGGAUGAGGCUUCGCUCCUUUGUGCUUGGUUUUUUUUUCAUGCUCUCUCUGACUUCGUUGGUGGUUUGUGUGUGGUUUUCUGGACGCGUGGCACAUGGUUGCACUGGUACCGAGUACAAGUGCCAACCGAUGAUUGUAAACUGUCCCGAUGAGAGCUGAGAAGCGCGUUGGCGGUGUCUCAUUCUUUGCUGACAUCUGUUUCCCGCAUGCGGACUCCUGUACAGACGUUCUCCAUGUGUCAGUAUGCGCUCGCUCCAGCAGCCGUGUCCCGUGUGCUGUGCUGUGCAUCCCUCUGUGCGAGAGCGUGCGACUGUGUGUGUACGAGGGCUACCUCAACCUGCACUAGAAUAUGCCUCACGCGUGUGUCCACCUUGACUCUGAGGUGCUGGGUAGCUGCUUAGUCACACUGUACCUCUAUUGUACAGCAAAUGUACAGAGAAGAUCAAGGAGUGACGUUAGGAGGAUGCAACAGACUUCAUGCAUGUAAAACCAACUAUACACUGUAUCUCAUCUUCGAAUAGGUUAAGAUUGUUACGUAUGUAUGUAUGUAUGUAAAUAUAAUGGGAGAACACCCCUUUUUGAGAAGUAUGUAACGUAAAAUGACAAUAUUCAGGUUGCUAUGGUACUUAUCAAUACAUGUUUUGCACCCUGGAAGUCAAAAGAAGUGAAGAAGAAGCAACCCCCACACACUCCCGGAUGCAGCGCUCCUGUUUGGGCUUUAUCGGACUCUCCUCCACCGGGACAGAGCCAACGAAGGCUGGAUUCUGUGUGCGGGCCCACACAGUCUGAGUGUCGGUACGUGCGCGUGGCCCGCCGGGGCACUUCACUGACCCCGGGACCUUUGGCCUCUGCCCCAUGUACAGGUCUGAACUAUGAGCACAAAGGUGAAUUAUGGGACGAGCCGCCGCUGACGUGCCCCUUCUCUGUGGUUGCUCCUGUACAUUCCUAUCUUCUGAAUGUGUAAACCUGUACAUGUGGUGUGAAAAUUCCUCUAUUAAUGUGUAUCAAGAGAAUGGAACAAAGACAAAAAAUGUUACUUUUUAAAUUAUUAUUAUCAUUAUUAUUAUUAUUACUCUUAUUAUUGUCUAGCUUUGUAAAACUGCUGAUCCAUCUGGCAUACCUCAGCAGGCCUUUCCCCAUCUUGGAAAAAGGACAAAAGAUGAUGGGAAAAUGAGGUUUUGGAUAAACUAUUUUUAAUUGUGGUUGAAGCAAUAGACUUUUUGAACUUUGAAUUGUGCAUGGCUGUGUCUUGAGUGUAAAAAAAAUAUUGCAGUUUGGGAACUGGACGGAAAUAAAAAGCGGAAGAAAACCCAA
Betta splendens (Siamese fighting fish) is the source of this 5062-nucleotide messenger RNA. RefSeq names its product serine/threonine-protein kinase PAK 3. Gene Ontology annotation, cellular component: cytoplasm. The coding region runs from base 221 to 1948 and encodes 575 amino acids. Lineage: Eukaryota; Metazoa; Chordata; Actinopteri; Anabantiformes; Osphronemidae. Gene Ontology annotation, molecular function: ATP binding; protein serine/threonine kinase activity. The transcript is spliced from 16 exons. Gene Ontology annotation, biological process: intracellular signal transduction; regulation of actin cytoskeleton organization; regulation of MAPK cascade. The record is from RefSeq and is a predicted model, not a curated record.